AUGGCGGAAAGAGUAAAAAUUUUAAAACCUGGAUUAACAAAUAGAAGUAGGUCAGCAUCUAUUGAUAUGAUAGUUAUGGAUGAAAUUGCAAAAAAUAAUCCAAUUUAUACAAAUGAUAAUAGUAAUAAUAAUAAUAAUGAUGAAACAUCAUCAAAUAUUUCAGGAUCAAAUAGUAUUCAAAAUUUAUCAUUAAAUAAUUUAAAUAAUUUAAGUGGUGGUGGUGGUGGUAGUAAUAGUAAUAGUGUAAAUAAUACAAUAUCAGAAAGAAAUCCAGAUUCACCAAGAUUUAGAAGUAAUACAGGUAAUUUACAAACGAUGAUGAUGGUUAGUAAUGGUAAUAUAAUUGGAUCAAUACAAUCACCAUCACCACCAAUAUCACCACGUGCACAAAUGACAGCACCAAAUCUUUCAAAAUUUUUAGAUCAACAUACACCACCACCAUCACCAAAACCCGAGCAUCUAAGUGGUCAUUUAAGAAUUCAACAACAACAUCAUAGCGGUAUAUAUAGAAAUUUAAGUUUUAGUAGUGUAAAUUCAAGUACAUCAUUUGGUGAUUUUAAAAGGUCAACAAAUUUAUUUCAACCACCACAAUCACAAUCUCAACAACAACAACAAUUACAAUUACAACAACAACAACAACAAUCAAUGCCAAAUUUAAGUUUAGGUAAUAAUAUUAAUAGUAAUAAUAAUAAUAAUAAUGGUUCAGAAAAUAAUGAUAUUUCAAUGGAAAUUAAAGAUAAUACAAGUGGUAUUGAUACAAGUGUUAAAAGUUUUUCACCAAGAAAGAAAAGGAAGAAAGAGAAUAAAAUUAUUAGAAGAAUUAGAAGAUGGAUGACAUGGGUGAUUAGUUCAAAUAUUUGGUUAACAAUAAUGAUAAUAUCAAUUAUAUUUGUAUUAUUUAUUGAUGAUAUUAUUGGUGCAUCGGGAUCACCAUCGUCCAAUGCGAUUGAUUAUAGUAUAAUGGCAGUGAAAUGCAGCAUAAUUGGAUUCUUUUCAAUUGAUAUCAUAUUGAAUUUAUUUUGUUUUCAACAAGAGUAUUUCCCAGGCACAAUAGUGUUUUGGCUAGAUUUAAUUAGUUUAAUAUCCAUAGUCACCGAUAUCCACCAUUUUCAAAACUACUAUGCAAAUUUAGUAUUGUCAAUAACUGUAAAUACAAGAAUCAUUAGAAUAUGUGGUUCUUUCAUAAGGAUAUCACUGAUAUCGACAUUGUAUAAUAGAUUCCUAAGAAAGCAAACAUUACCAUCUGAAGGAUUAGAAGUUGAAGCAAGUAAAUUAGGUGAUAAAUUAAUAAGGUUGACAACUAAUAAAAUCGUUUUAUUAGCAUUGGCCGUCUUAUUUGCAACUCAAUUAUUAGUAUAUGAAUCUGAUACACCAACACAAUAUAUUCAAUCAACAAUCUCGUCAUUUGAAUAUUUAUCAUCAACUUAUGGUUUACAAUCACCUGAAUUCACUGGUGUUUUUAAUAAUUAUCAAUUAAAUAAUGAAAAAUUAUUAUUCACACAAAUUUCAAAUCAAAAAAUUUUUAAUUUACCUGAUAAAAUUAAUUCACUUCAAGAAAGAUCAAUUUUAAAAUAUAAUUAUUUAAAUUCAAUAAUUUGGAUUGAUAAUUCUUAUUAUAUAAAAUAUUCAUGUAUUUUACAUUUAUGUUUAACAGUUUUUGUAAUAUUAGUUUUAAUUACAAUUAAUUUAUUAAUUGUAAAUGAUGCACAUUGGUUAGUAAUUAAUCCAUUAGAGAAUGUAUUAACAAUUGUAAAAUUAUUAUCAAAACAAAAUUCAAUGAUAAAACAAGGUGGUGGUGGUAGUGGUAUAGUUGGUGGAUUUUCAAAUAAUACAAUUAAUUCAAAUUCAAAUUUAAAUUCAAAUUCAAAUUUAAAUUCAAAUUCAAAUUCAAAUUUAGUUAGGAAUAGAGUUGAAUCAAUUGGUAAUAAAUCAGAUACUGCUGAUACAACUAGUAGUAGUGGUAUUGAUAAUGAGGAACCUGAUGAAGCAGACUUUUUAUUAGGAAUGUUAAAUGAAAUUGAUGAUUCAUUACAAGCUGCAAAAGAAAAAGUUGAAGAAGAGUCAAUUCAAAAUUCAAUACUUAAAAAAGAUAUUGAAGAUCUUUAUGUUGAGAAAUAUAUAUUACAAGUUCAUCUAAGAUCAAUUGUUAGAAAAAUUAAUUUUCAUGAUCCUAUUGGACAUUAUUUAAAAAAUAGACAACUUUUACUAAUGCAAUCAAAUGCAACUUUUAAUACAUUGGAACAAGAUAGCGAAGAUGAUAUUAGAUUUAAAUUGAAUGAUGACGGCUUACCAGACUUAAAUGUAAUUCAAUAUGCAACCAUUGACAAAUUAAUUGAGAAAUUGACAAUGGCAGAAGCACAUGACUUGAAAUUUGCAAAUGUAUUUUUAUUAACCUAUCGUAAAUUCCUAUCACCAGUGGAGUUGAUGGAGCGUUUGACAAUAAGGUUUUGUGUCACACCUACUAUGGAAUUGCCAGAAAAGUUGUUGGCUUCCAAAGAACAGGUUGAGCAAUGGAGAAAGACAAAACAGGAGCAAAUCCGUACAAGUGUAUUCAAUACUAUUAAACUCUGGAUUGGUAUUUAUAAUUGGGAUUUCUAUGAAAAUCCAGACCUUUAUGAAUUGUUUAAUAACCUAGUUAAUAAAAUCAUGCCAUUUUGUAAAAUGGAGAAACACGCUACCUACAUUGACUCUAUACACAAGAGAAAGAUGGCUACCUAUAUCCAAGAUCCACCUUAUAUACCAAUUGAACCAUUAACUCAGGAGGAAAUAGCAGAAACAAUGGUAUUGGAGGAUAGGCUAUUAUUCAAUUUCGAUAUAUCCGAUAUUGCAAUUCAAAUCACUUUAAUGGAGUUUGAUUUAUUUAAAAAUAUAAAAUCAAAAGAAUUUUUAAACCUUGCAUGGACUCAUAAAACCGAGAAAACUAGGCUCUCUCCAAAUAUCGUCAGAUUCAUUGAACAUUUCAAUAGUGUUAGUUUUUGGCUACAAACUUGUAUUGUUAAAAGCGGGAAAAUUAAAGAACGUGUCGCUGUACUUAAAAAAGUGAUUGCAUUAGCUGACGUUUUCGUACAACUAAAUAACUACUAUGGUGCAAUGGAAGUCCUCUCAUCUUUAGAAUCCUCUGCCGUGUCUAGAUUACAUAAAACUUGGGAACAAGUGCCACAAUCCUCUAUCCAGUCUUUACAAUCCUUACAAAAACUAUUAUCACCACAAGAGAAUUUUAAAAAUUAUCGUGAAAGAAUUUCAAAAUGUGGUUCUUGUUGUAUACCAUAUAUUGGUUUAUAUCUAAGUGAUUUAACAUUCAUUCAUGAAGGUAAUCCAGACUAUUAUCAACAAUCACAAUUAAUUAAUUUCUCAAAACUUCGUGAAGUUGCCAUUACAAUUAAUACAAUUAAACAAUUUCAAAAUAUUUUUUAUUAUUAUGAAAAAAAUCAAAAUAUUCGUUCUCAAAUGAAUUUUAAAUCACCAGGUGCUGAUAUAAUUUGGAAAAUGUCAUUAAGUUGUGAACAAAGAAAUAAAUAA
Dictyostelium discoideum AX4 is the source of this 3519-nucleotide messenger RNA. RefSeq names its product RasGEF domain-containing protein (gene gefW). The transcript is spliced from 2 exons. Gene Ontology annotation, cellular component: membrane. The record is from RefSeq and is a predicted model, not a curated record. The coding region runs from base 1 to 3519 and encodes 1172 amino acids. NCBI's taxonomy places the organism in Eukaryota, Evosea, Eumycetozoa, Dictyosteliales, Dictyosteliaceae. Gene Ontology annotation, biological process: small GTPase-mediated signal transduction. Gene Ontology annotation, molecular function: guanyl-nucleotide exchange factor activity.